UCAUUGCCUGCAGGAGCUGCACUUGUCCUCGGACUUCCUGUACCGAGCUGUGACUCCAGCUGAGUUAAUAAACCUUUCUUCUGACUCGAGGACUCUUCCAGCAGCUUCAUGUCUCUGGCGGCUGAAGCCUUCGUGUCGCAGAUGGCAGCUGCUGAGCCAUGGCCUGAGAGUGCGACCUUGUACCAGCCGCUGAAGGAGGAUCAGAUUCUGCUCUCGGACUGCGCCUCGUCUCUCGCUGUGCAGGCCUACCUCCGGAUGUGUGGUUUACCUGUGCAGGUGGUUUGCAGAGCGAAUGCUGAAUACAUGUCUCCUUCUGGUAAGAUCCCUUUUAUUCAUGUAGGAAACCAGGUGGUGUCAGAACUCGGGCCGAUAGUACAAUUCACCAAAGCAAAGGGUCAUUCUCUGAGCGACGGUCUGGAUGAUGUUCAACGAGCUGAAAUGAAAGCGUACAUGGAGCUGGUCAACAACAUGCUGCUUACUGCUGAGCUGUUCAUCCAGUGGUGUGAUGAUGCCACAGCAGCUGAGAUUUCUCGUCCUCGAUACAGCAGUCCGUACUCGUGGCCACUGAGUAAUGUCCUGGCCUAUAACAAGCAGUGGGAGGUUAAGAGGAAGAUGAACGCCAUCGGCUGGGGAGGGAAAACGCUGGCGCAGGUUUAUGAAGAUGUCAGUCAGUGCUGCCAGGCGCUUUCUCAGAGGCUGGGAACACAACAGUUCUUCUUUAAUAAACAGCCCACGGAGCUGGACGCCUUGGUGUUCGGUCACCUGUUCACUAUCCUGACGACCCGACUGACCAGCACCGAGCUCGCCGAGCGGAUCAAGACUUACGACAACCUGCUGUCGUUCUGCAGACGCAUCGAACAAACCUACUUCGAAGACAAGAGCUCCUGAGAACAACGACUCCUCCUGUUGUACAUCCUUGUCUUCCUGUCUGUCAUUCCCUCUCUGUAGCACUGAGAAACUAAAAACUCCAUAUGAUCACAUCUUAUACAGGAGCAUGUCCCCUCUUGAUUCGUCCCCUUUAAUAUUCCUGCUUGUAAAUUGAUGCUGGUCCCAGUUCAGAGGAGUCAGUCCACUAAAGGAUUUAUCUCCAAAUAGCUCCAGCACCAAACUACCCAGAAAUCAGGGUAAAGAUGUAGGGAAUACAAAUAUUGAUGACUAUGAACUCUUUAGACUAAAGGCCAGUGUUAAAACGUCAGACUUCACUACAGCAGGCGGAUACGUUGCGAAACUUAUUUAUUUACACUUUGCUUUUCCAUCUUUUCCACUCGGCUCCACAAGAAUAGUCAGACUCAGAGGUUGUGUUUGGAUUUGACAGCUGUGACACGGACGGCGGGAUUCCACAUGAACUGUUGUUCUUUUCCUAAGAGACUUAAGAAGCUUGUAAGAAACAGUCUGGACAUAACUUAAAAUAUAAAUGUUUAAUUUCUCCUGUAAAAAAAAAGAAAAGCAUGUGAACAUAAUGAUGAAGAGGAUGUGAUUUAUUUCUUAGUUUUUCAACUUUUGUGUGAAUGGAAAGUGCCUCCAAAAUAAAAGUCAUUCAACUCAA
Molecule: messenger RNA, 1546 nt
Organism: Limanda limanda (common dab)
Lineage: Eukaryota; Metazoa; Chordata; Actinopteri; Pleuronectiformes; Pleuronectidae
Gene: mtx2
Product: metaxin 2
Exons: 10
Coding region: 109-888 (259 amino acids)
Biological process (GO): mitochondrion organization
Cellular component (GO): SAM complex
Source: RefSeq, a predicted model, not a curated record